Molecule: messenger RNA, 1805 nt
Organism: Ceratitis capitata (Mediterranean fruit fly)
Lineage: Eukaryota; Metazoa; Arthropoda; Insecta; Diptera; Tephritidae
Gene: CysRS-m
Product: cysteine--tRNA ligase, mitochondrial
Exons: 2
Coding region: 174-1784 (536 amino acids)
Biological process (GO): cysteinyl-tRNA aminoacylation
Cellular component (GO): cytoplasm
Molecular function (GO): cysteine-tRNA ligase activity; ATP binding
Source: RefSeq, a predicted model, not a curated record
GCUGUUAAGCUCAUUCAUAUAAGAUUCAAUAAAUUUGGGUAUUUUUUUCACCGCCUGGGAGCUUGUUGCCACAGAAAUUAAUCAGCUGUUGUUUGCUAUCACUACUAGUUUUUAACAAAUUAAAAACAGAAACCGCUGCUCGUUUGAAUAGAAAUAAUAUACAGGUCAAUCAAAUGUCUCGCUCCAGUUACUUGAAGCGGUUCAGUUUCCUCUCACUACAAAGUAGAUACCUUUGUAGUCAACACCAAUGGAAACAACCGAGCGAAGGGAGAGAUACAGGCAUACGGAUUUAUAAUUGUGUUGCUCGAAAGCAAGUACCCCUAAUACUUUCCAACGAUGCAUAUGCAACUUGGUAUACAUGUGGGCCCACUGUUUAUGACUUCACACAUAUUGGACACAUCAGUUGCUAUGUUAAAUUAGACAUUAUACAACGUAUUUUGCGCCACCAUUUCAAUGUGAAUUUAGUAACGGCUAUGAAUAUAACUGAUAUAGAUGAUAAAAUUAUACAGAAAAGUAUAGAAAGUGGUAAACCGUGGCAUGAGUUAUCUCGUUUCUACGAAAACGAAUUCUGGUCGGUUCUUAAGCAACUAAAUGUGCAAGAGCCAAAUAUAAAAGUACGCGUCACUGAGAAUAUACCACGAAUUGUCGAAUUUAUCACGCGCAUCAUAGGAAAAGGUAGUGCUUACAAAGGUAACGAUGGCAGUGUAUACUUUGCCGUCAAUACAUGCAGAAACUAUGGUAAACUGCAAAAGACAAAUAUAGAUGAAGACCCGGAAAAGCCAAUACUUGGUGUAGAAGGCAAAACGGCUCCCGCGGAUUUUGCUCUAUGGAAGGCACAAAAAUGUGAAAAUGAACCAGCUUGGCCAUCACCUUGGGGCCCAGGACGUCCAGGUUGGCAUAUUGAAUGUAGCACUUUGGCCAGCAUGAUAUUUGGACAACAACUGGACUUUCAUGCCGGAGGCUUAGACUUACGUUUUCCUCAUCACGAAAACGAAGAAGCCCAAAGUUGUGCAUACCAUGGUUCAGAGCAAUGGGUGAACUAUUGGCUGCAUAGUGGGCAGUUGCAUGUUAAAGGACAAUCAGUAAAAAUGUCGAAAUCUCUGAAAAAUACCAUAUCUGUGGGUGCAAUGUUGGAACGUUAUACUGCGGAUGAAUUUAGAUUAGCUUGUGCAUUAUCUAAUUAUCGCAAUGCUAUGGACUACAGUGACACGUUAAUGGAAACAUCAAGAAAUACAUUGAAAAGACUUAAAUCUUUUAAAGCCGAUUGCAAUGCUUAUUUGAGUGGUAAAAAGCAGGGUGCACAGGUGGAGGCAAGUGAGAUGCUUGGUGACCUCGAGCGAGCGAAAAAUAAUAUUGAUGCCUGCUAUAAAGAUGAUUUUGAUACAUCGUGUAGCAUUGGUGUACUACUUGAACAGGCAAACGCAGUAAGUCGUCAAAUUAAUGCUGGUACUGCGGAAAACGAAAAGUUAUACACUAGCAGUUGCUUGGAUGCCGUGGCGGCGGUGCAAAAUUUUGUGCAACAACAACUGCAAAUUUUGGGUUUCAGUCUUGUAGAAGAAUCUAGAGCACAUGUGAUGGGUGCAGCAACUGAAUUCGACUUGGAAGGUUUGGUAGAGGAUUUAUUACAAUCAAGGCGCCUAAUACGAGAACGUGCCGUAGCGGGGAAAAAUAAGGAACUAUUUCAAAUAUGUGACGAGCUUCGUAACUGCUUACGGCAACACGGUAUUGAUAUACAAGAUCACAAUAAGGGUACUUCAUGGCAAUUUAGUGGAAAUAAACAAUAAAAGCUCUUUGUUAACAAAAAA